Molecule: messenger RNA, 846 nt
Organism: Orbicella faveolata
Lineage: Eukaryota; Metazoa; Cnidaria; Anthozoa; Scleractinia; Merulinidae
Source: RefSeq, a predicted model, not a curated record
AAAACUUCAUCUUUUUCAAUUUCAGGUUUUAAAGAAUUUAUAAACUGUUCCGUCAUUGCACUCCUAAGCUUCACUUUACUAUGUUCCGCUGCACCCGCAAAACAGGCGCAAGACCGCAAGGUCCUUAGCUGGCUGGAGGACUGGACCGAGCGACUGGGAGAAAGCGCAGUAAUGGCAGUUAAAAAAUAUGAAGACGUCCACUUCAGCGACAGGCGUAACAACCUGCCAUUAUUGGUACUUGUUUUAAAACUGGUUAUCCAAAACUUCACGGAAUUGUUGUCGGGGAAAAGUAACGAUAUUCUGUUGUUUUAUUCUCAGCCUGAGAACAUCACCGAAGCAAUUUGCCGCCAAUUGGUGGAGUUUACCAACCCAGCGUACCUCGCUCUCUUUGACGAGAGUGAACGUUUAAACUCUGAUCCUGACCUGACCAAGUUACUCUUGAACGUAUCCGUCGCCCUUAACUCGACACUUGAAAUGGCCCGAUAUCUGGUAAGUUACCACAAACGCAUCGAUUUUCAUCCUACCUACUGCCCAGGCAUUUCGUUUCCACCAUUUUGUGACGUCAGGUCAUUGUGGCAUAUUGGGUUUCGAGCUAGCAUUGCUAGUUUCGCUUUCUGCUCGUUCUACAGAUGAGAAGAUAACCAAUUCCUAGUAGACUUAGACUUAAACCAAGUCCAUUCAUGGCGCUUAUCUUUCAUUUAAUUUAUUGUAAAUCCAGUGAAUAGUUUUCCUUGUGUUCACAACAUUUCCAGGUCUCCCAAACUUUUCCUCCUGUUAGUUUGCGUCUUCCACUUCUGUCCCUUGUAACUAAGCUGUGAUUUUUUGUCUUUUUUCAUAGCAUGUCAG